Messenger RNA from Acanthochromis polyacanthus (spiny chromis), 5802 nucleotides. It is a transcript of the gene sphk2, whose product is annotated as sphingosine kinase 2. Lineage: Eukaryota; Metazoa; Chordata; Actinopteri; Pomacentridae. The record is from RefSeq and is a predicted model, not a curated record. Gene Ontology annotation, cellular component: intracellular membrane-bounded organelle; cytoplasm; membrane. Gene Ontology annotation, biological process: sphingosine biosynthetic process; positive regulation of apoptotic process; sphinganine-1-phosphate biosynthetic process.
CGUCAUUGGGCUUCCUCUCCGCCGCUCAGACCCGCCGCUGCUGCGUCUCCGCACACUUCCUGACCGAGCCACCGCUUCGUCUGCCGUCCUGAGCGGGGAGCCAACAUGAGGAGCAGAGAUCUGUGGGAGGGAACGUGAGGCUGGACUCCAGGAUGAACAUGACAUAAAACCGAGGACUGGAACCGGCUCCUUGUUUGUCUCUUUGUUUUUUGUUUGUUUUCGUUUGGUUUUUGUCGGACUUAAAGUUUAACACUACCGUGGAGGCGUCUGGCUGCUCCUUCACAUCUCUGAGAGUCCAGAGGAGUGUAAGGUCUGCAGAAAGUGUCGCUUAUCGCCUCUUUGUCCCCUUCAGGCAGCAGCGAACAUGAAAACACUGCAGAAAGCUCUACUCUGUGUUCAUUUAAGUUAAUUCUUGUAGCCUCCUUGUGCCAACAAGGUGUGUUUUGUUUUUUUGUCUCAUUCACAGCCAGAGGACGUGUUUUUUGUUAAUAAGUGUGUAAUUAUUUAAGUUUUUGUCGCUGCUCGCUCCUCGUCAGGCAGAUUUAAUGUAUUUUUAUACUUAUGCAACCUUUGUGAACAACUCUUUUUGUUUAGACGACUGAUUUUUGAACAUGUCGAAGCUGAUGGAUCAAACUGACCAGUUUCUGAACUUCACUGGAUAAAAAAACCUGAAGAAGUGGAUUUUUUUUUUCUGUUUUCAAAUGAAGACGAGCGGCCGGCGUGGACGGACGGUUCAGGUCGAGUCGAAGCGCUGCAGACGGGGAGGGGUUUCAGGGAUAAAGUUCUCACUCAGAGCUGCAGCUCCGUCCUGAUUUUCCACCACAUUUACAGACAGAAUAGAGAUCACCGCCGUCCGGCAGCAUGCGCUCUCCGUCCUCGCCGCCUCCGGCCGAAGCCCUCCUCCACAGCCAGUUUGCCAGCUGGGGCUCUGGCGGCGGCAACAACAACAACAACAGCUGCCCCAACAGCCCCGGCGGCCCCGGAGGAAUCUCACCGGCUGCCUCCCCGACGCCGGCCUCCAGCUACGCCCUGACCCUCACCCACACCCACAUCCACAUCCAGCGCCUGGCGCCCCGACCGGGGAAGGAGGCCCGGCUGCUGCUGCCCCUGUCGGAGCUGGUGGGCUGCAGCUGCCCCCGCUCGCCGGCGCCCCCUCUGCUGGUGCUGUACUGGUACCCGCCGGGGAAGCGACGGAAAGGCGUGUCCCGGCGGCGGCAGGUGAGGGCCUACCUGUCUGAGAGCCGGCCGGAGGCGGAGAGGUGGUCGGCCGCUGUGCAGUGUUUACUGAGGGGGGUGAGCGUCAGCGCCGACACCGAAUUUUCAAGAAGUCUGCUACCUCGUCCCAGGCGACUACUGUUAUUGGUCAAUCCCUUCAGUGGGCGGGGCCAAGCGAUUCAGUGGUGUUCGACCCACAUCCUGCCAAUGAUCCGAGAGGCCAACAUCAGCUACAACCUCAUCCAGACAGAACGUCAGAACCACGCCAGAGAGCUCAUCAGAGAGAUUUCUCUGCCGGAGUGGGACGGCAUCAUCAUCAUCUCUGGAGACGGUCUGCUGCAUGAGGUUAUUAAUGGGCUGAUGGAACGGCCGGACUGGGAACAAGCAAUAAAAACACCUGUCGGCAUUCUGCCCUGUGGCUCUGGGAAUGCACUGGCUGGAUCCAUCAACCACCACGCAGGGUAUGACAUGUGCCUUCGAGAGCCCCUCCUGUUGAACUGCUGCUUCCUGCUGUGUCGAGGCGGUGUUCGUCCCAUGGACCUGGUCUCCGUCACCACCAGCCCCUCCAGCAGCAGCCGGCCUUCAGCCCCCAGGAGGCUGUUCUCCUUCCUGUCGGUCGCCUGGGGCUUUGUGUCCGACGUCGACAUCGAGAGCGAGAGGUACCGAGGUCUGGGCUCGGCUCGCUUCACCUUAGGAACCCUGGUCCGGAUCGCCUCCCUCCGCUCCUACAAAGGCCGGCUUUCCUAUCUGCCCCCCAUGGUGGCCUCCUCUCCGGACACCACGCCCCCCCCCAGGAGGCCGCUGUCCCGCAGCAUCACCGAGGGUCUGGAGGGCUUCUGCAGGACGCCCAUCCACCGGACCUGCUCCGACAUGGGCAUCAGCGAGCAGAGGAGCCUCCGCCGGGGGGAGGGAGAGAGGGAGAAGGAGGAGAGGCAGAGGGAGAGGGAGAAGAGGAGGAGAGCCAGGGGAGGAGGAGGAGGAGCCGGGGUGGUGAGAGCCAGCAGCCUGGCUGAGGACCGGGAGAGAGAGGGGGAGCUGGAGGUGGAGAUGGAGGAGGAGAAGUCCGGGACCAGCUCCGAGUCCACCGAACGUGACGAGAGGAUGGAGAGGAUCCGGGACGAGGAGGAGGACCGGGGGAGGGAUGAGGACGGGGCUCUGCAGGCCAGAGAGCUGGGGGAGGAGGACCAGGAUAGGGACGGACAACUGAGGGAGCGCUCCCAGCUGGACCUGGGUCAGGAGGUCGACGAGGAGCCGGAGAACUUCCAGGAGGAGCCGCAGGAGAACCGGCGGAGGAAGAACUCGGCUCCGUCCAGCCAGAUCUCCAACGCUCUGUUCGUCCAGGAGGACUCUGGAGCUCCGUACGGCGUGGAGGACCUGAACGGAAGCUUCUACCAGAAGGACUCGUACCCGCUGGACGUGUCCCGGGAGCGCUCCCUCACCAUCUCCUCCCCCUUCAGACACUCCCCCUUCUCCUACAAGCCCCAGACCCUGGACCAGAACCAGAACCGGCCCAGACCGCUGUCGCUGCUGCAGCACUCCCACUCCAACUCUCUGCCCCCCAAGCUGCCGUCCCUGUCCCUGUCCCUGUCCCCGACGCCGCCCUCGUCCCCGUCCUGCGCCUCCCCCCACUCCUCGUCCUUCCUGGCCCCCCGUCCCAACACCCCCGGCUCCUCGUCUCCGUCCCCGUCCCUCCGGACCCCGUCCUCCUUCAGCUUCGACCUGGCUGAGCCUGCCGGGCCUCUGAAGAACCGUCCGUGGGUGGCGCUGCCCCCGGACCUGCCCCGGGACCACCUGCUGCCCCCCCUGGACCAGCCGCUGCCCACCAGGGACUGGGUCACCAUCGAGGGGGACUUCGUGCUGGUCCUGGCCUUGUACCAGAGCCACCUGGGGGCCGACCUGCACGCCGCCCCCCAGGCCCGCUUCGACGACGGGCUGAUCCACCUGACCUUCGUGCGUGCCGGGAUCUCCAGGGCGACGCUGCUGCGGCUGUUCUUCGCCAUGGAGAGAGGAACCCACCACUCGGUCAGCUCGCCCUACGUCAGCCACGUCUCCUGCCGGGCCUUCAGGCUGCAGCCGCUGUCGGCCCGCGGAACCCUGACCGUGGACGGGGAGCUGGUUCCGUACGGACCGCUGCAGGCCCAGGUCCAUCCCUCCAUGGCUCGGCUGAUCGUCGGAGACUCCGGGGUGAAGAUCACCAGGUUCUAAUCAGGGAUCGUCCACACAUCUACUGGAUCAUCUCAAAGGGUUUCUGAGGAUGAACUGAAGGGAUGAAGCACUGAGCCACGCCUGCAGGGAUGAGAGGAUGCUGCACAGAGAGCCUCGGAUGACCAAGAGGGAAGAACAAACGAAUGUUUAUGGUUUUUUUGUUGUUUUUCCGUGCGUAUAGUGCAUGCGUGGGAUGUGUACGUCGUAGAACGCAUGCAGAGAAAGCACUACCUGGUUUUUGCCUUACAGUGAGAUUAAACCCAGAGUUUAGAGUUGAACCUCCGUCCGUCCAGACACAGCUCCCUGAGGAACGCCUUACCUGACCCCAGACAGCAGCUGAACCUUCACCUUUCCUUUCUUAACCUCCUGUCAGACAGGAGAACAUCUCUGAGCAUGCUAGUCGGCUACACGCUAAAGUUAGCGACGCUUCUCAGUUUGUUUGAGCCGUUGAGCGGCGUCUCUGCAGAGUCUGUUUCUGUCAGCCAGUCGAUGUCUGAGAGCAGCUUUCUGCAGCCUGUUGAACAUGAAAUAAAAACGUCUGAACAAAAAUGACCUUUCCAGAAUCACAGCCUUAAACGGCGUGUUCGCAAGACGACUUUCUGAUGAGCGUCUGAAAAUGUCCCGUAUGCUGGGCGUUCAGCAGAGGUCAGGUGACCAAACGUAGAGGCUUUAUCUCCAAAACUCUUCAGCAAAAAGUAUUUCUGAAAGCAUCUGAGGCGAGAAAUAAGUCGUUUAGGACAAUUUUAAGUCCUUUUGUGGAUGUUUCAAAGCAUUUUAAACAAUUUUUACCUCAUUUAUGACACAUUUUCAGUUACUUUAGGGGAUUAGGGCAGUUUUUAAUUCAUUUUAGACACAUUUUCAGACAUUUUGGACAAACUUCGUGUCAUUUUGCACAAUUCUGAAUCCUUCAGGAAAAUUGUUAAGUUGCUUUCAAAUCAUUUUAAACUGUUUUAAAUCCAUUUAAGACAUGUUUUAAAUUACUUCAGGCAAUUUUGAGUCCGUUUCAACAAUUUUUGAAUCAUUUUGGGUCAUUUUGAGUCGUCUGGGUCAUUUGGGAUCAAACUUCAAAUUCUUCUAAACUGUUUUUACCUCUUUUAUGACACACUUCAAAUUGCUUUUUGCACAGGAUUCCAGUCAUUCUUGGCAAUUUUGAAUCAUUUUUGGCAGUUUGUCCAAAAUGACUCAAAAAUUGUUGAAAAUGACUUAAAAUGGCCUAAAGUAACUUAAAAUUUGUCAAAAAUGAGGCAAAAACAGUUUAGAAUGCUUUAAAAACUACUUAAAACUUGCCCUGAAGGACUCAAAAUUGGGCAAAAAGACUCAAAGCUUGUCCAAAAUGUCUUAAAACGUGUCUAAAGUGAAUUAAAAACUCCCAAAAGUGAUUCAGAAUUGCCCAGAAUGACUCCAGAUUGUCUAAAGCCUCUUACAAUGUGUCAUAAAUGAGGUAAAAACAGUUUAAACUGCUUUGAAAAAUGUCCCAAAUGUAUUAAAACUGUCCUAAACGACUCUUAGUUCUCGCCUCAAAUGCUUUCAGAAAUAAUUUUUACCAAAGUGUUUUCAAAAUAAAAGAGAAAAUUUGUGUCCAAGCUGCUGUUUUUUCAAGCUGACAGCGCGGUCACGUGACCUGUAGCGCCCCCGAUCGACCACCCAGCAUGUGUGAAAUUUUCAGACGUGGGAAAACGCAUCUCGUGGACGCGAACCUUUAUUCCUCGGCGGCGUUUUCGAAUCUUUCCAAGCCGAGGAGUUUAUUGUGCACAGAAACACGACACUAGAGUAGCUUUAAGUCGGAGACACUAGCAGACGUAGAAUAACAGACGGAUGCUAUCAUUCUGGGGGUAGGACUGUUUACACAAACACUGAUUAGAGGAGACAAAUAAAAAAUACUAAAUCUGAGAAUGUGUUGUGAUGAUAGAAACCUGCUGAUGUUCUGGGAUGGAUUAAAAUCUUUAGCAUGUGCAAUGUUUGAACCCGAUGUUGUGCCAGCGUUCCUCAUCCACUUACUGUAACGUCUCGGACAAAUCGAUGCCUUUGUAUGAUCAAAAAAUAAAGAAGUGAAGAAAUGAAAGCCUGGAAGUUCCGGCUUGUUGAUCAUGAACUGUUGAAACUGCAGGAAAUGGAGUUUUUUGUUUGUUUGUUUGUUUGUUUGCUCGUCUCCCACCGUCACACUGUGCUUCCAACAUGUUCAUCACCAAAUAGAAGAAGCUUCAUGUCACACUUUGUUUUCUGCCUAAAGGUUUGGUCUCCAUGUUGAAGAGAUGAGCUCCUGAACCGUAGCUGUAAUUAUUACUAAAAACUAUGAAGAUCUACACAGACAGUGUACACUUAAUAGUUCUAUAUGGUUUUCAAUAAAUGGAACACUUCAUACGUUUGUCUGGAGCAGAUUCA